AGAACAAGAGGGGAAGGGGAAGGAGAGCGCACAAGAGAACUGCAAGGAGCGCAGCCAAGAUAAUUCACAAGAUUCUCCAACUUUUUCUUUUUGGGCAAAGAAAAUUCAUUCUCACGUCCAGAUCUUAUCAGAUUUAUUCCUUCCCUGGAUUCCAGCUCAGGUUUUUGAAACUUUAAAAUUAUUUUAUUUAUUUUUUGCUUGAAAAUUUGCGGUGGAACAAAAUCAGCAAACCUUGAAUUUCUAAGAAAAGGAAAUUCUAAAAGAAAAAACGCCCAGAAAUUGACUCCAAGGCUGGAAAGAUGGAUAGUCUUCCAAUGAGAAAAGUUUUUGGACUUUAAGAGAACUAUUUCAAUAUCUCUUCUCAGUAGGAGUACAGAAUUGUCGUCUUCAAUUCAGGACUCAGUCCAGGUUCAUCUUUGGUGCUACAUUCUUUUAGUAACAAUUUUAGGUUCAUAGAUUUUUCUUCGCAGAUUAAGGUUCUUUGUAGGCCCUCAGGGUAACGGUGAAGAUGUCCUGCACUACGUUAAUUUUCUGCCUCAGUGUUGUUACUGCUGCUUGGGUACACGUGGUUCUUGCUCUUGGAGAGAGACCUCUAGCCGGUUACAAGGAGGAAAUUGUGUUUCCGGAAAGAUUAAACUCCAGCUUCCGCCAAGAACGGCCAGACUGGCCUGUAAAUGGAUUUGAGGUAUCCUCUGAAAGUCGCCUAAUUUUCCGAUUCCGUGCUUUCGGCGAAGAAUUGGUUCUAGAUUUGGAGAGAGAUCCCAGCUUUCUCUCGGAGGACUUGACGGUACAGUAUGUUGGCAGAACUGGACAGCCAGAUGCCAAUGGUCUCUCUGAAUCUGGCAGUUACUUUACUGGUGCUGUAAAUUCAGACCCAGAAUCUAUCGCUGCAGUGAAUUACAAUGGAGCAUCCCUCUUGGGCGUUCUCCAGUUCAGAGGAGCAGAAUACCACAUUGAACCAUUGGAAGGUGGAGGACAAAACAGCGUUGAGGGUGCUGGAGCUCACGUCAUACGGAGGAAGGUGCCAGAGAAAGGCAAUGGACCGAUGUGCAAUGUUGGUCCUCAAGUGUCCACGAAAAUGCCAGGAGAGCCUGAUGACAACAAUCACCAUGGGAAACACAAAACACCCUCAUCAAAGAGAUCAAAGCGUUUCGCAUCUGUCCCUCGUUAUGUGGAGACCCUGGUGGUGGCAGAUGAGAAAAUGGCGACAUUCCACGGUGCAGGCCUCAAACGGUACCUGAUGACAGUCAUGGCAGCUGCAGCCAAAUUCUUUCGCCACCCAAGCUUGAAGAACCCAGUGAAUGUUGUCGUGACGAGGCUCGUGGUAAUAGGCCGGGCAGAGAAAUCCAAAACCUACGGGGGGCUGAAGAUGACCACCAAUGCUGCCGAGAUGCUGAGGAACUUCUGUGAGUGGCAGAAAGGUCUGAACAAGCCGAAUGACUCUGACUCUGAACACUUUGACACAGCCAUACUCUUCACCAGACAGAACCUCUGUGGAGUGUCUACCUGCGAUACACUGGGGAUGGCCGAUGUCGGGACGGUUUGUGAUCCAUCACGCAGCUGUUCUAUCGUGGAGGAUGACGGCUUGCAGUCUGCGUUUACCGCUGCACACGAGCUUGGACACGUGUUUAACAUGCUUCAUGACAACUCCAAACCAUGUGUUGAUCUCAACCGGCCGGCAAGCAACACUAGACACAUGAUGGCACCGGUCAUGUCCUUUGUAGACCCAGAGGAGCUGUGGUCACCUUGCAGCGCCAAGUUCAUCACAGACUUCUUGGACAAUGGAAAUGGUCACUGUCUUCUGGAUAAACCGCAUGCUCCGCUCCGUCUACCAGUCCCAUUCCCGGGUAACGAUUACGACUCUGAUCGUCAGUGCCAGUUGACCUUUGGGCCAGACUCUAAGCAUUGCCCCAACCUGCACACCCCCUGCUCAUCUCUAUGGUGCACUGGCAGGAUAGAUGGUCACUUCAUGUGCCAAACAAAGCACUUCCCUUGGGCAGAUGGUACCCAAUGUGGAGUGGGCAAGACCUGCAUGAAUGGGCGCUGUAUCAACCGGGUGGAGAUGAAAGCUUAUGAUACACCUGUUAAUGGAGGUUGGGGAUCUUGGGCGCCCUAUGGACAAUGCUCCAGGACAUGUGGGGGCGGAGUGCAAUUUUCUCACAGAGAGUGCAACAAGCCCGUUCCACGGAAUGGAGGCAAAUAUUGUGAGGGGAAGAGGACGCAGUAUCGAUCCUGCAAUACCCAAGAAUGCCCUACUGGGAACGCUAUGACUUACAGAGAGCAGCAGUGUGCCAUAUACAACCACAGAGUUGACCUCUUCAAGGGUUUCCCCUCCCCCAUGGACUGGGUACCACGAUACAACGGAAUUGCUGAGAAAGAUCAGUGCAAACUUACCUGCCAGUCCCGGCCAUUGGGAUACUACUAUGUCCUAGAGCCAAGAGUGGCAGAUGGUACCCCAUGUUCUCCAGACUCAACCUCUGUGUGCGUUCAGGGGCGCUGUGUCCAUGCCGGGUGUGACCGCAUGAUUGGGUCCAAGAAGAAAUUCGACAAGUGCAUGGUGUGUGGAGGAAAUGAUUCGGCCUGUACAAAGACUUAUGGAUCUUUUACAAAACCCCGGUAUGGAUACAAUGAUGUGGUUACCAUCCCGGCUGGCGCAACUAAUAUCCUGAUUCGUCAGAACAGCGGUUCAUCCUCCACCAGUGACGGAGUCUACCUGGCUUUAAAACGUCAGGAUGGAUCCUUUGCUCUUAAUGGCAAUUACAUCUUGGUGCCAUCCGAAAUAGAUGUCAAUGUUGGAGGAGGGAUGACCUUGCGGUACAGCGGAGCCACCAAGGCCAUGGAGACCAUCGCAGGACGAGGACCCCUGAAAGAGUCCUUGACCAUUCAAGCUUUGGUCGUAAGUGACCAGAGAGCCCCACGUCUCAAGUACACUUUCUUUGUUCCCAAACAAAGAAGCCAAUCAAAGAAACCAGCAGAAGACUGGAUGAAACGAAGAGCACAGAUUCUCGAGAUUCUGAGAACAAGAAAUAACCAAAAAUAGUAAACACUUAAGAACAGGACAGAGAAAAACCAAACAAACUUACUUUAGCCUUAUUAUUUUGGCUGGAUAUGAAGGUGUUAUGGAGACAGUCUUCAAGCUGGAAACAUAAACUUUGUUUUCGUAAGUAUCCUGGUCCAAACUGAAGGCAACUUGGCCAUGUAAUGGUCAUUCUUACAUCUACCUUGUUGGCUCACAGAGCACCUAAUCAUCCAAAGACUUAUAAUAAUGGGUGAUGAGCAGUGGUACGGACCCUUCACAGUGGACAUCUCGAAAGAGCUUUGUACAGAAAGACUUCUACAAUAAAAGCCAGUGAUGAUGGCUGGUCCACCACUGGUGGCAUCUCCGGAAACGUCUUUCUCUUGGCCUUUUACUUUUUCUGGACAUUUCCUUACAUCUUCUAUGAACUCUAAAGGUCAAAAGAAUGAGGAGACCUAUGAUGGCUGUUUUUGAGGAGAUGAUUUCCCAUCCAGGACUAAGAAGUAGGGUCUGGAUACCCGAAAUUAUUUAAUAUGAACAUUAAAUAUAUAUAAUAAAUAUGUUGAUAUCAAAAUCUUGAGGAAAACCCAGACAGCGCAAGUAGCUAUCCCUGCAAACACAGUACUGAGGCAGGUGCAGCCAGGUCUCUGGAAGGUGUUGAUUUGAGGAACCUAGGAGGUGCCUAGUCAAGCGGUAACAGUGAUAGGUCAAUGGAAGGUGAACUUUCAAGAAAGAUUUUGAUAGAAGCUUUGCUACUGUAGCAUCCGACUUCAUGAUGUCUACCAUAGUAAACAUAGCGGUGGUCACACUGAAGGUGUCCAUUAGACUGUAGAUUGCCUUUUCUGGUGCUAUAGGGCAUGCCUGUACCACAAUCCCAGCCCAUGAGAGGGCACAGAAUUUUAUGUAAUCAAGACUAGAGCUGGAUACAGUUCAAACCUGCUCCUUGGAACACCAAGCCUUGCAAUGGUGCUAUCAUUACCACAGUAUGUAGCUAGAAAGGUCUGAAUUCACAUAAUGGCACACAACUUAGCCAAAUGUCUGUAUAAACGGGUGUCUCCAACUAGGGCUCCCUAGUGGGGAAAACAUGACCUCUUUUAUGGACUCUUGGCACAGUUUAGUCCCCUGUGCACAAUAUUCUAUUGUAUUUAUAUAUUUAUUGUCUUAUGCUAUCUUUUUAUGGUGCAAGAUGGCCCGAAAACUGCAAAACAUUGUAUUAAUGGCUACAGGUCCAACCAGGAGCUCUGGAAACCAACCUAGAUCUCAUCAGUCAACUAGAUAGUGAUGAAGGACACACCAACCUCCUAAUGGAAUAUUUUCAACCAUAGGACCCACCAAUUACCAUUCCUCUAAUGAAGUAUAAAGUUUUACAAAGUGCCCUGGCCCAAAAUUAGGAUUUUACAAAUGACCUAUGACAAUAAAGAGGCCCACCACCAUCUCCUCCCCAAGGCUUCUGCACAACAAAUGCUCCAUCACAAGUCUUGGUUUAGUGACCCACAAUGGUCAGUAUUCACAGUCCAGACAUAACCCUCCUAGUGGGUCCAAUGCCCACCAGACUACAUUACAGCCUCCGAUCAAAGAGUUAGGAGUCUCAGGUCUGGAAGGGUUAAACCAAUCCUCAAGUCGGCGAUUAAUAGUGAUGAUGUUUUUAUAUAAUUGUUAUCGUACUUUUUUUAAUUGUUAAAAUGCACAGAAUUAUUUAAUACCUAUUUAUAUAAAAUAAGAAAGUCGCA
Molecule: messenger RNA, 4746 nt
Organism: Bufo gargarizans (Asiatic toad)
Lineage: Eukaryota; Metazoa; Chordata; Amphibia; Anura; Bufonidae
Gene: ADAMTS4
Product: ADAM metallopeptidase with thrombospondin type 1 motif 4
Exons: 9
Coding region: 509-3040 (843 amino acids)
Biological process (GO): proteolysis; extracellular matrix organization
Cellular component (GO): extracellular matrix
Molecular function (GO): metalloendopeptidase activity
Source: RefSeq, a predicted model, not a curated record